Messenger RNA from Entamoeba dispar SAW760, 1671 nucleotides. RefSeq lists its product as uncharacterized. Gene Ontology annotation, biological process: small GTPase-mediated signal transduction. The record is from RefSeq and is a predicted model, not a curated record. NCBI's taxonomy places the organism in Eukaryota, Evosea, Mastigamoebida, Endamoebidae. Gene Ontology annotation, molecular function: guanyl-nucleotide exchange factor activity. Bases 1 to 1671 code for a protein of 556 amino acids. The transcript has a single exon.
AUGAAUUUUGAUCAUUGGGAUUGUCUUAUUUUAUUGAUUACGAUAGAAACUAUUGUGUUUUCUUUACUUCAUUUAGAAAAUGUAAUAAAAAGUCUUAGUAAUGCUUAUUUAAAUCAUCAAUCAAAAAUUACUAUUACUUCCAACUUACAAAGUCCGAAUGAAACAAGUGAAGAUAGUUUAAAUACCCAAACUGAAGGAGCACUGUCAAUGACUUCGUCAAAUCCUGAAUUAUCUCCACGAACUAAGCCACAGAGAACUUUAUCUGAAUACUCACCAAUUAAAUUUGAUGAGAAUAGCUAUACACUGUUUACAUUAUUAGAUCAAUUUAUUAAUUUACAACGAAUUAUUCAAGAACAAAACAAUGAUUGGAAGAGUAAACUUGAUCAAUGCAAAAUACUUAUUAAAAAGAAUUUAAAAAUACAAAACAGUCCUCCAUUUCAAACUGAAUACAAUGAAUAUUGUGACAAUAUGACUAAAGCACCAAAUACAUUUUUUGAUAAUUAUUCUACAAACAAAAUAAAUUAUUCUCAUUGUUAUGGAUGGCUUCCUUUAUUGUAUAAAAUUACUCAAGAAGAUUUUUUUGCAUCAUUAAUUCACUUAAUAAAAGAGGAUGAACGUAAAGUUAUUAAUGUAGGAUUUCUUUUAGAAAAUUGGCGUAAAGUUCCAAGAGCAUUUGAAAGUAAAUAUAUGAGUGGACUUUAUUCAAUUUAUGAAGAGUUAUUAAAGGUUCAUAAAAAUGGAGGGACUGUUAAUGCUUCAUUAUUAUCAAUGAAAGAAAAGUAUGAACUACCACUCUUUAAAAGAUGUAUUUGGAGAUAUCCACCACAAUACUUUUAUUUGUUAUUAAAUCCUAGAUUCGUUGCACAAAAAUUAACUGAAGCACAUGUUGGUAUUUUUACUAAAUGUCCACCACGUGCAAUUUUUUAUUCAAAACAAAUGAGAAGAGCAGGAAUUGGAGCAACUGAUUUAAAAAAGAAAGUUGAUAUCUUAGCAUAUUGGGUUUCUCAAUCAUUAUAUGAAAGCGUUCAAAAACCAUUAUUAAAUAAAGAAUUUCAUGAAUAUUUUAUUGAGAUAAUUUCACAAUUGUAUUGGUUACGACAUAACCUCCUCGCAACUUUGGGCCUUUCUAUUGGGUUUUCUUCUUUUAGAUUAAAUAAAUUCGAGAAACCAAAACUUCGUAAUGAUAUGAAUAAACUUAGAGAUUGGGUUAAUGAAUUAACUGACCCAAAAGAUGGUUCAUAUCCUAAUUUAAUUACUGCAAUGAAAGAAUUAGGAAAUCCGUGUAUUCCUUAUUUUGGUAGUUUCCAAAAUAUUUUUGAGAAAGUACUAAGUGCUGAUAUUCAAGACGUUAGUGUAUUGUAUUUAAAUAUCGGUAAAGCUACUGAAGAAACACGUAGAAAUAGAAUUAAAUGGAGUGAUCUUAUUUAUGAAGAUUCAACAUAUGUUAAUAAUGCAUUUGAAAUAUCAUUUAAUGAGUGGUGUGAAACUCCAUGGAGUGACAGUAAAUUAUUUGAUUCUAUGGUAAAGUCAACUAAGUUUAGAGUACUUCAUAAGAACCAAGAUAUUCCAAGAAGAAAAAAAUGUAUUAUCAAUUUGAAAAAAACAAAGAAUGGAUUUAUGGUUCAACCAACAAGUAUUUGUCGAUAUACAAAAUAUUCCCCUCUUCUUUAA